AUGGAUUAUCAAAGCAGGCAGUUGGCAGAAGAUUUCUUCUUAAGAGAACCAGUUGAUGCUAGGAUCCGUAAAGUUAAAAAUGAUCCUGAACCAGAUCCUCACCCAAAUCUCAAAGUGGAAAUGCAGACUAUCCGUCUCAAUCCAGAUUCACAGAAGAUUGUUUUGGACACACUGAGAUUUAUACAUGGUCCAAAUUUUAAACUAGGCAGUGCUAGUUUGUACAAAGAUAAGGGAUCAAAUCUCGGGAACCGUUACUGGAUGGAGCGAGGUAACCUUGUUGUGCAAGGUGGAUGUGACUAUUCUCUGUCUUCAAAACCUGAUAUAGAGACAUCAGAGGCUAGGCUAAGAGCGUUUGCUCUUGCUAAACUAGAGAAAUAUAGUUUUCACAAAGCUCACUGUGCGGAAGCAUUAGAUGUUGCGGCAGAAAACAUAGACAAAGCUCUAGAAAUACUGUUCCUAAAGUACUUUAAUAUUGAUUUACAAGAUAAACCAACUGAGGUUCCUACGAAACAGGAGCUUUUAGAAAUGAGAUUGGACGAGAAAGCUGUACUGGAAUCAAUAUAUGACAGCAGCUUCAAAAUCAAAGACAAUAAUGUAUGGAUAGUGAAAUUGAAUCUAGACUAUCUUACUAAAAUGUAUAAAAUCAAAGAAGUAGAGGUUCCUAAAAAGAAGGUAAACACGAACUAUAACAGUAAUUUCAAAACAAAACCGAAAGAAGUGUGCAAAUUAUACCUCAAAGGUCCCUGUAGAUUUGGGGCAAAAUGCAAAUUUUUACAUGAAAGCAAAGAGGAAAACAGUGUGCCAGAUCAUUCAGAACCUAAAGAGACCACGAAAGUUACCUAUGAAUUAGAAAUAAGGUUCCCUGAAGACACUGUGUACCCAUACCAAGCCCCUUUAUUGUUCUUUAAACCAGAACAGAAGACCAAUAUAAUUCCAGAGCUUACAUUUUUAAAGGUUACCACCAGAUUAUUAGACGAAGCUAAAAUAUUAGCACAGGAUGGUAUACCAAGUAUAUACUCAUUAGUGGAAUUACUCAACAAUGAGGAUGAUAUUAUUAAUUUUAUUCAAUUUGAUACUAGGGAAUAUCCCAGUCACACAGAUGCUCUGUUCCCACAGUUAAUAGAGAAUUCUAGUUUAAGUAAAAAAGAAUUGCCAUCGCAUUAUAAGAAAGGCGACAGUAAGAAUGAUAGGUCUAAUGUUAAUUUUGAUGAGCUACUAAAGGAGAAUAAGGAAAUAGCUAAGAGAUGGUUAGAAAAGCGAGAUAACGAUAGAUAUAAUAGGAUGAUGGCAGGGAGGAGAAAGUUACCUGCAUGGCAGAAGAAAAAUGAAAUAUUAAAUACUAUAAAGAAGUCUCAGGUUGUUGUGAUUAGUGGGGAAACAGGUUGUGGUAAAAGUACUCAGGUACCGCAAUAUAUUCUAGACAACUGGCUUGAAAACUUUAAUAAGGAUGGAGCAAAACAUGUUGAGAUUAUAUGUACACAACCUAGGAGAAUAUCAGCUAUUGGUGUAGCUGAUAGAGUGGCUGAAGAAAGAGUAGAAAAGACUGGACAAGUUGUUGGUUACCAGAUAAGACUGGAAAGCAAAAUUUCGUCCAAAACACGCCUAACAUUUUGCACGACUGGUAUCUUACUCCGGAGACUGGAAUAUGACCCUCAACUCAAAUCCGUUACUCAUAUAUUAGUAGACGAAGUGCAUGAGAGGUCAGAGGAGAGUGAUUUCCUUUUGCUCAUCCUAAGGGACCUUGUCAAAGUAAGAAAAGAUUUGACUGUUAUAUUGAUGAGUGCAACUUUGAAUGCUGAUCUGUUUUCAGUAUACUUUGACAAAAUUCCUGUAUUAGAAAUACCAGGUAGAACCUUCCCUGUAGAACAACUGUUUCUGGAAGAUAUAAUGGACAUUACUAAUUAUGUGUUAGAAGAAAAUGGACCUUACGGAAGGAAAUUAAAAAAGGGCGAAAAGAAACAGGACUUAGAAACAGAACUGGAAACGUCUGAUCUUCGUGCGGAUUCUAAUAAACCGCCGAAGAUAACCAUUCAUGACGAAAACCUCAACAUUGCACAAAUAGUUGCCAGGUACCCGCAGUGUAGUAAAACGACAUGCAAAAACAUGUACCUUAUGGAUACUGAAAAGAUAAACUUAGAACUAGUGGAACAUGUUCUCACAUACAUAGUGGAGGGUGAUCACAACUGGCCGAGAGAGGGUGCCGUGCUAAUAUUCUUGCCGGGUAUCGCAGAAAUCAUGUCACUCCAUGAUCAACUUGCUGAAAGUCAUACUUUCAGUCCAAAAACCGGCAAGUACGUUCUCGUGCCACUCCACUCGACACUGUCCAGUGAGGAGCAGGCCCUAGUUUUCAAGAAGCCCAGGCACGGUGCGCGGAAGAUUGUCCUUUCUACAAACAUAGCCGAGACGUCCGUCACUAUUGAUGAUUGUGUGUUUGUUAUUGACUGCGGCCGGAUGAAGGAGAAAAGAUUCGACUCCAACCGCAACAUGGAAUCGUUGGACCUGGUGUGGUGCUCUCGCGCCAACGCUAAACAACGCAAAGGUCGCGCGGGCCGAGUGAUGCCGGGCGUCUGCGUGCAUCUGUUCACCUCGCACCGCUACAACCACAACAUACUGGACCAGCCCAUCCCGGAGAUACACAGGGUGCCGCUGGAACAGCUCGUCUUGAAGAUCAAGAUCCUACCGCUGUUUCAAGAUAUGAGUAUUCACGAGGUUUUAGGCAAAACGAUAGAGCCGCCGACGGUGCAGAACAUAGAGGGCGCGCUGUCCCGGCUGCAGGACGUGGGCGCGGUGGACAAGGCGCAGGCGCUCACGGCGCUGGGGCGACACCUGGCGGCGCUGCCCGUGGACGUGCGCAUCGGCAAGCUCAUCCUGUUCGGCGCCAUCUUCUGCUGCGUGGACUCCGCGCUCACCAUGGCCGCCUUCCUCAGCCACAAGAGCCCCUUCGUCGCGCCGUUCGGCAAGAAGGCUGAAGCAGAUGCAAAACGAAGAGAAUUUGCGUGUUUUAAUAGCGAUCAACUUACAACCUUAAGAGCUUACAGGAAAUGGCAACAAGCGAUGAAAACCAGUACACACGCUGCCCUGGUGUUCGCCAACGAGCACUUCCUCUCACACAAGACGUUACUCAUGUUGGCCGACAUUAAACAUCAGCUGUUGGGGCUGCUAGCGUCCAUAGGGUUUGUGCCCGAUAUGCCAGCGCUGAGGAAAAAAAUGAGGAAAGAUUCUGUUGCCAGUUUUACCGGAGAGGAGCUAAACACUAACGGGAACAACGAUAGGUUGUUGGCGGCUAUAUUAUGUGCAGCGUUAUAUCCUAAUGUUGUUAAAGUUUUAACCCCAGAGAAAUCGUUUCACAUGCAAGCUGGGGGCGCUAUCCCUCGACAACCCACACCCGACGAGCUUAAGUUCAAAACAAAAACCGAUGGAUAUGUUGCCUUGCACCCGUCUUCUGUUAACUCCAAUAUUGGCUACUUCAACAGUCCGUAUCUCGUGUACCAAGAAAAGGUGAAAACUAGCCGAGUGUUCAUCAGGGAGUGUUCUAUGGUCCCACAGCUUCCACUUGUGUUAUUUUCUGGCUGCAGUUUGUCCGUUGAGCUGCACAACGGUACAUUCAUAGUGUCUUUAGAAGAUGGUUGGAUCAUGUUUCAAGUGGAGAAACACGAAGUUGCAGAAAUGUUAAAAACAAUCAGAAUAGAGCUUAUAAACUUAUUAGAAGAGAAAAUCAAUGAUCCGUCGUUGAAUUUGUUACAUUACGAGAAGGGUAAUCGAAUUAUAAAGACUAUAGUUCAAAUUGUAACUAAAGAUUAA
This is a messenger RNA of Arctia plantaginis, 3801 nucleotides long. NCBI's taxonomy places the organism in Eukaryota, Metazoa, Arthropoda, Insecta, Lepidoptera, Erebidae. The record is from the annotation of a GenBank genome assembly.